This is a messenger RNA of Verticillium alfalfae VaMs.102, 174 nucleotides long. RefSeq lists its product as hypothetical. Gene Ontology annotation, cellular component: membrane. Lineage: Eukaryota; Fungi; Ascomycota; Sordariomycetes; Glomerellales; Plectosphaerellaceae. The transcript is spliced from 2 exons. The record is from RefSeq and is a predicted model, not a curated record. Bases 1 to 174 code for a protein of 57 amino acids.
AUGCCUUUCACCGCCUCUGACAUUUGCAAGAUUCUUCUUGCCAUCAUCCUGCCCCCCGUCGGUGUCUUCCUCGAGCGUGGCUGCGGAGCUGAUCUCCUCAUCAACAUUCUGUUGACCAUUCUCGGUUACAUUCCCGGCAUCAUCCACGCUCUGUACAUCAUUCUCAAGUACUAA